CUGCGCAGCGCUGCGCAGAGCAGUGCAGAGUGCGCACCACCCUACCGCCGAAACUCUCGCGUUGCUCGCUGCGUCUGUUCUCUCCUCCUCCACUACCACCACCACCGCCACCACCCCCCCUCCCCAUCACCACCAACAAGCAGCCCGCCCUCAGUCUCGGCGGCUCCUUCUCCUCUUGACACCCGAGCUGCAGCUGCCGAGGACCCCGCGGCUCAACAUGGCUACGAUUGUCACCUCCACCCGCUUCACAGACGAGUACCAGCUAUACGAGGAGCUCGGAAAGGGUGCGUUCUCUGUAGUUCGCAGAUGUGUGAAGAAAUCUACAGGGCAGGAAUAUGCUGCUAAAAUUAUUAAUACAAAAAAACUUUCAGCAAGAGAUCACCAAAAACUGGAGCGGGAGGCCAGAAUCUGUCGUCUUCUCAAGCAUCCCAACAUUGUGAGACUCCAUGACAGCAUCUCUGAAGAGGGCUUUCAUUACCUUGUCUUUGAUCUGGUAACUGGUGGAGAACUUUUUGAAGACAUAGUUGCUCGAGAAUACUACAGUGAAGCUGAUGCCAGUCAUUGCAUCCACCAGAUACUGGAGAGCGUCAAUCACAUCCACCAGCAUGACAUUGUUCACCGAGAUCUGAAACCUGAAAAUCUGUUAUUGGCAAGCAAGCUGAAAGGAGCAGCGGUGAAGCUGGCAGACUUUGGGCUGGCUAUUGAAGUGCAAGGAGAGCAGCAAGCAUGGUUUGGUUUUGCUGGAACACCUGGUUAUUUGUCCCCGGAGGUUCUACGCAAAGAUCCCUAUGGAAAACCAGUCGAUAUCUGGGCAUGUGGGGUGAUCCUUUAUAUCCUCCUUGUGGGUUACCCACCAUUUUGGGAUGAAGACCAGCACAAACUCUACCAGCAGAUAAAAGCAGGUGCCUAUGAUUUUCCCUCCCCUGAGUGGGACACUGUUACUCCAGAAGCCAAGAAUCUUAUUAACCAAAUGCUGACCAUCAAUCCAGCCAAGAGGAUCACAGCUGACCAAGCUCUGAAACAUCCCUGGGUCUGCCAACGUUCCACUGUGGCCUCAAUGAUGCACCGACAAGAGACUGUUGAGUGUCUGCGCAAGUUUAAUGCUCGCAGGAAGCUAAAGGGAGCAAUCCUCACCACUAUGCUGGUGUCAAGAAACUUUUCAGCCGCCAAAAGCUUAUUAAACAAAAAGUCAGAUGGAGUGAAGAAAAGAAAGUCCAGCUCCAGUGUUUGUUUAAUGCCUCAGACAAACAACAGUAAAAACAAUAUAGUAGACAGCAGCAAAGAGAGCAGCAUUUCAUCCUGCGCACCGAUGGAGCCACAGACCACUGUAGUUCACAAUCCUGCUGAUGGUGUCAAGGGUUCCACGGAGAGCUGUAAUACAACAGAGGAGGAGGAAGCGAGAGCAUCUGCAUGUGGCUCUAGCAAGGACAGUACGGUGAUGAGCCAGUGCAGUGCCACUACAGAGGAGUUGACAGUGCAGGCGGGAUCCCCUCAAUGCCUGCCAGCCACUGGCCUGCUGCAUGAAGUAAAGCGCAAUGCUUGGAACAGUUCAGGACAGACCUCUGAUUUAGAUCAUGCGGUUUCCAUAGCCUCCUCUUCAAGCCCUGUAGGGGGCAGCAGCGUGCAGCAGUGUCGCAAACAGGACAUCAUCAAGAUCACGGAGCAACUGAUCGAAGCUGUGAACAAUGGUGACUUUGAAGCCUACACAAGAAUUUGUGAUCCUGGACUGACAUCCUUUGAACCAGAGGCACUUGGUAACCUGGUGGAAGGAAUGGAUUUCCAUAAGUUCUACUUUGAAAAUUUGCUGAGUAAGAAUAGCAAGCCGGUGCACACCACCAUCCUGAACCCACAUGUACAUCUAAUUGGAGAGGACGCCGCCUGCAUUGCCUAUAUCCGUCUAACACAGUAUAUCGACAGCCAGGGCAGGCCUCGUAGCAGCCAGUCUGAGGAGACCCGGGUGUGGCAUCGCCGCGAUGGGAAGUGGCUUAACGUGCAUUUCCACUGCUCUGGAGCACCUGCUGCACCGCUACAGUGAAGUCUGCAGUCAUUGGUGAAAGCUCGCCUGCACUCUGAACCUGAAAGGAGUUUUCUUCUCCGUAGUGAGAUUGGCGCCGGGAAGUCCGGCCAGACGAGACCUCUCGACGUUUAAAAAAAAUAGAUAAAAAAAAAAAAAAAUUAAAAUGUAAAAAAAAAAUCAACAAAGUGCAACCCUAGCUAGACGUUUGGAGCGUGCUGGGGCAGCUCUGCUCUCGGGAAGGUGCAUGAUUCUCAAGCUGUUUUCUUGUCUUUUCCAUGGAUCCAUCUUUUUGCCCGUUUAUGCUAUCCAGAAGGUGUUUUGGGGGAAAAAAAAGAAAAUGACAGUAAAUGAGUAAAUAAAUAUAAAGGAGAUAAUUCAAGAACUAAUACUUACGUAAGAAAAAUAAUAUUUUUAGAAAAGUGAACCGCUCUUAUAAAGGAUAUUCCUGAGUGUUGCUCAGAGGAUUUUUUUUUAUUAUUAUUUUUUUUAUUAUUUUUCAAGUUGUAGUUGAUAUGAGCAUCCACCAAAUAAGGUGAUCCUGAAGUAAAGUAAAAAAUAGAGAAAAAAGUUGCGAAGUCUGGCAUUUACGUAAAGAGAUUCUGUUGGUUUUGGGCUUUUUUGGGUGUUUGGGGGGAAAAGGGUAGGGCUGUGGGAGCAAGGUAUUGUUGGCAGUUUUUGUUUUUAGAAAUCUCUUGUGUUUUGUGGAGCUCUGGUUAUUACGCCGUAUUUAAGAGCGUAUUUUAUUUUUGAAGAAACUUAAGAGGCGACUUUGUGUUUUCUAAGGUGAACAUGGAUUCUGCUGCUGAGUUUUGGGGCCGACUUUUGCCUCCUCACAAUUGCCUGCUUCUUUGUCUUCUUAGAAUAACAACGACGAAAUGUAAAUUGCACAAAAUGUUUCCUUUGACCAGCCGUAGCUGGAAAGUUUUGAGGCUUCUGCUUUUUUAAGUCACGCAUUCAGCCUGUCCGUCCGUUAAUUAAGGGAUCUUCAAAUUGGGGGCACGGGAGAAGAAGGAAUGUGGCCUGGCGUGGUUCAGACUUUGCCCUCUUUAGCCCCAUUUUGAUGACGAAGCCACAGCGCUGC
Polypterus senegalus (gray bichir) is the source of this 3098-nucleotide messenger RNA. It is a transcript of the gene camk2g2, whose product is annotated as calcium/calmodulin-dependent protein kinase (CaM kinase) II gamma 2. The transcript has 23 exons. Gene Ontology annotation, cellular component: neuron projection; cytoplasm. The record is from RefSeq and is a predicted model, not a curated record. Lineage: Eukaryota; Metazoa; Chordata; Cladistia; Polypteriformes; Polypteridae. Gene Ontology annotation, molecular function: ATP binding; calmodulin binding; calcium/calmodulin-dependent protein kinase activity. Bases 218 to 2035 code for a protein of 605 amino acids. Gene Ontology annotation, biological process: protein phosphorylation.